AGGAUAUGAUGAUGUUACUUGAAAAUCAGAUAGAUGACAUGUGGCGUGGGCUACAAUCCAUACUGGAAAUAUUUCAUGAUGAUUCGAAACCUCACCUUGGGUAUCGCCUCAGAGUGAAAGAACAACUGCCCAUUAGAAUGACUAUGAGACCUGCAGAUCAGAUUGUAAUUGGAUGGAAAGCGGUUUAUCCAACCCACUGUCCCUCAUUGCAUCUGUACCUGCGUAGUGAUAUGAGGGACAACCACCAGUAUUUGGGAGGCCCUGUGUCUUACUGUAAUUGGGCCCCGGCCAAAAAUGCAACCCUCGUAGUUAGGCAGGUUUCACACGGCUCUACCAGAAACCUUGUGAGAGGUGAAACCAAAAUGUUGACUGCAGGAAGCGAGCUACUUUGGGACUAUGGCAAAACAUACAUGCCUGUGUUUGAUGACAGCUGGUUUCAGCAAGAGUGCUGUAGCAUCAAAGGCAGUAUUCCGAAACAAAUCCCAUGGGUGAAGGAAAGCCAUGAAAUUUGUCGGGAGCUUUGUGUUUUGUGUGGUAAACCUUACCGCUGCGAACGGAGGAAUUGGACAAAGCGCAAGCCACAGAAGAAAGUCCAUUUCUUAAAUAGUCACAGUGACUUUCUUGGUACUGACUGGGAUGGAUGUGGUGUCUACGACUCCUCACAGUCCACUGUUGAUUAUAACCGUGCGCUCAUAGAAGCAGAAAGGCUGAAUCAAUUUCUACAAAGGCUUCAUUCUGAUGGGUGGAAGGUUGUACCAGCAUGUUCUGUAAUGAAAAAGCAGUAAGUAUGUUCUUGAGUUGUGUUCUAUGUUAUAGAGGUAAUGAGUGGUUGUGUUAAACAUAUCACGGAUGCUAAACCAGUUAUUUUUUCUAGGGAGCUGGAGACUCUCAAUGAAGAGAUAGUAAUGAAGUUGUUUAAGAAACGGUGUGCUUUCUUGAAUAGAUUAGGAUCAAUAGUUGUACGAGGUAGUCAAGUUGCAUCUGCUGUGGAACAUUUAAAGCCCAUUAAGCCCUCUUCAUGGAAUGAAAUUUUUCCCAAAGUUUCAAAAGGACAGAAACCAAAAGAAAGGGUAUAUGCACUGUCUAAGGAAGUGAUGGAGGCCAUGAAGCGUGAAUUUGAGGAAGGUGUCACGCAAGAUAUUAUGCUUGUCAUGCCACGGUGUGAUGACGACAGCGAUUCAUCAGAAGACAGUGAUGAAGACAGUGAUUCUGAAGAUUCAUGUAUUGUUAAACAGCGCUGACAGCCCUAAUGUUGCAAGUGACGUUUACAAUUUAUACAGACAUUGGCUGAACUAAUCUAAUAUAGAUUAGUUAAAUAGUUUGUUUUUAGACUUAUUGUAAUGCACUGAUAAUUUUUUUUUAGUACUACCUUAUAUUUCAAAUAGUUAUAGCUGUAUUGAUUUCUGGGUGCAAAUGGUCACGAGUAAAUGAAUCUGUGAUAUUUGUUAUAAAUCACCUGAUAUACUGUACUGAUACAUGUGCCAUUUUUAUGUAAGUUAAAUUUGAACUUGGAGUCUGAUAUCUUGUAGCAAUUGCUGCUGUGACAUCAUAAUUAAUACUUCAAACUUGUGAUUCUGUGUUCUUGGUAUAAUUCUUUCAAUUUUUGCUGUUUGCUAAUACAUUUGACGGAAUAAGUACUCUAAAUCUAUAAAUUUAUUUUAAGAAUUACAUUUUAAAUAGCAUACUUGAACAGUUUUGAGAAGUAGAAGUGAACAAUUUCAUGGCAAACUAAAUGCCGGGUACAAGGAUUGCAGUUGCACUCCUACAACUUUGGUUGUGUUUACGAUAAUUUAAACACCGUAAGUUAUUGGGUUAUAAUAUUUGUUUGGUGAAGUGUGUAGUUAAUAACAAUUAGCUCAUAGAAUUGAAUGUCUUUUUAAGAAGGAAGUUUCAAUAGUAAUUAGUAUUCUGUAUUAUCUGACCAGUUGUAAUAGAGUCUUGCUGUCUGGCUCCAGGUUUUGCUUUUUAAGUUUGUAUAUUGUCCCAGUGCCUUGACAGAAGUAGACUGUUGUGCAUAUACAACAGCCUUUUGUGUGUUAUCAAAUCGUUUUGUUUUUCAUUGAUCUUUGUGGCGAACAUUUCUGUUUACUAAUAUUUUUAAUUACGAGCUCAUUGAAUUGAAUGUCUUUUCCAGAGGAAGUUUUGAUAGUAAGAAUU
Frankliniella occidentalis (western flower thrips) is the source of this 2157-nucleotide messenger RNA. RefSeq lists its product as uncharacterized. The transcript has 2 exons. Lineage: Eukaryota; Metazoa; Arthropoda; Insecta; Thysanoptera; Thripidae. Bases 6 to 785 code for a protein of 259 amino acids. The record is from RefSeq and is a predicted model, not a curated record.